AUGUCGAUGUCAGUCUAUCACUCCAUCAUGAAGGUCGUGGCACCCGUAUACCAACGGGUAGUCGCCACCGAACUCAACAAAAUGGGCCUCCGCUACGAGGAUUUGCUAAACUCGUCCAGUCCGGACAUUGGUGAAGCUUUGGAAUUGGCUGACCCAGCCGUCAAGCAGGGACGUCAACGUAGGCUCAAAAGAGCUUCGGAUCUUUCCUUCAAGGCAAAGAAUCUACAGGAGUAUGCUCCUGGCAUGAAAUUGGAACCGUUCAAGGAAGAACUCUGGCAGGAUGUCCUCAAGAUCCAGGCACGCAAUGAAGAAAUUGCUCAAUUGAAUGCUCACAAGUUGUAA
Messenger RNA from Seminavis robusta, 342 nucleotides. NCBI's taxonomy places the organism in Eukaryota, Bacillariophyta, Bacillariophyceae, Naviculales, Naviculaceae. The record is from the annotation of a GenBank genome assembly.